This is a messenger RNA of Benincasa hispida (wax gourd), 1777 nucleotides long. It is a transcript of the gene ACX4, whose product is annotated as acyl-CoA oxidase 4. Lineage: Eukaryota; Viridiplantae; Streptophyta; Magnoliopsida; Cucurbitales; Cucurbitaceae. Gene Ontology annotation, molecular function: acyl-CoA dehydrogenase activity; flavin adenine dinucleotide binding. Gene Ontology annotation, cellular component: peroxisome. The record is from RefSeq and is a predicted model, not a curated record. Gene Ontology annotation, biological process: fatty acid beta-oxidation.
AUAUCCAUAUCCAGCGAAGUAGCCACUUGGUUUAUUCGUGUCCGAUUUACCGAUUCGAAUCGGCGGUCCCCCCAUUUUCAGUUCCCUCCAUCUUUCUUUCUUCUCUCCAUUGUCGAUCCCCGAUUAACAAGAUACUAGACUUGUUUCAAUUCUCAAGCUCACUCCAGUCUUGUAGCUUCUUUUUCUUCAGAACAUGACGGUUGACGCCAGAAUGAAUUGCCAAGAUGAUAAGAACAAGAAUGCAAGAAGUUCCUACUUCGGUUUACCCGCGCUGGAUGUUUCUGUUGCAUUCCCUCAAGCAACUUCUGCAUCUACCUUUCCUCCUUCCGUUUCGGACUACUAUCAAUUCAACGACCUAUUGACUCCCGAGGAGCAAGCUCUCAGAAAAAAAGUGAGACAGUGCGUGGAAAAAGAAAUCGCUCCAAUUAUGACAAAGUAUUGGGAGAAGGCAGAGUUUCCAUUUGAUGUUAUUCCAAAGCUUGGUAACUUGCGCAUUGCUGGUGGUACUAUCAAGGGUUAUGGGUGUCCUGGUCUGUCUAUUACUGGAAGUGCUAUUGCUGUUGCUGAAGUAGCCAGAGUUGAUGCAAGUUGUUCCACUUUCAUUCUGGUGCAUUCAUCCCUGGCAAUGCUCACCAUCGCUCUAUGUGGAUCGGAGGAGCAAAAGCAGAAAUAUUUACCUUCCUUGGCUAAGCUCGACACUGUCGCUUGUUGGGCUUUGACUGAGCCUGAAAAUGGAAGUGAUGCCAGUGGUUUAAGAACAACAGCAACAAAGGUUGAGGGAGGUUGGCUAAUAGAGGGGAAAAAACGCUGGAUAGGAAACAGCACAUUUGCUGAUUUAUUGGUAAUUUUUGCCAGGAAUAUAAUUACAAAUGAAAUAAAUGGAUUUAUAAUCAAGAAAAAUGCCCCUGGUCUGAUGGUUACAAAGAUUGAAAAUAAAAUUGGUUUGCGGAUAGUUCAAAAUGGAGACAUUGUAAUGGACAAAGUUUUUGUACCUGAUGGAGAUAGGUUACCUGGUGUAAAUUCUUUCAAGGAUACAAACAAAGUUCUAGCGGUUUCGCGUGUAAUGGUUGCCUGGCAACCCAUUGGCAUAGCAAUGGGCGUUUACGACAUGUGUCACAGAUAUUUGAAGGAGAGGGAACAAUUUGGAGCACCAUUAGCAGCUUUUCAAGUUAACCAACAGAAGCUUGUUCUGAUGCUGGGAAAUGUUCAAGCAAUGUUCCUCAUUGGUUGGCGACUUUGCAAAUUAUAUGAAAAGGGCACGAUGACUCCAGGCCAAGCAAGCUUGGGGAAGGCAUGGAUCACUAUGAGGGCUAGGGAAAGUGUUGCUCUAGGACGUGAGUUGCUUGGAGGCAAUGGGAUUUUAUCAGACUUUCUAGUUGCAAAGGCAUUCUGUGAUUUGGAACCAAUCUAUACAUACGAAGGUACGUACGACAUCAACACUUUGGUAACUGGCAGAGAAAUAACUGGGAUUGCCAGUUUCAAGCCUGCUGCUCUAGCCAAAAGAAGCCGCCUAUAAUCUGCUGAUGCAUUGCUCACAUUUGCUGGUGCGCAAACCAAUUAUAUUCUCUCUAAAUAAAAUGUGUACUUAGUUUCACACGAAUUCUCUCACGGAUAUUUCAUCAUAAUGUGUGAGUUACAACUUUAAUUAAUAAGACCUUAGUUAUUAACUAUGUAAAUGUUAGGUUAAAAGAAAUGCAAAUGUUAGUUUAAAAGUCUAAAUAAUGAUCAGUACUAAAUUUGGAAGUCCUUCCGUGUGGUGUGGCUCCUCAGUUUCGUA